AUGGCAGGUGGAUUCGUAGAUUCUGGGUCUCUCAAGAGGGCUCAUCUUUAUGAGCAUAAGAUUACUGCAUAUCUUAUAUUUUCUUGUGUUAUUGGAGCUCUCGGUGGAUCUCUAUUUGGAUAUGAUCUUGGUGUUUCCGGAGGAGUUACCUCUAUGGAUGAUUUCCUCAAAGAAUUCUUCCCACAUGUGUAUGAGAGGAAGCAUGCAAAUCUUGAAGAAACCGAUUAUUGUAAAUACGAUGAUCAAAUGUUGACACUUUUUACUUCAUCUCUCUACUUUGCUGCUCUUAUUUCAACAUUUGGUGCUUCAAGUUUAACAAAAAACAAAGGCAGAAAAGCUAGUAUCUUAGUUGGUUCUGUAAGCUUCUUUAUAGGAGCAGUUCUCAAUGCAGCUGCCAUGAAUAUUGCAAUGUUGAUCAUUGGACGUAUUCUUCUUGGUGUUGGUAUUGGAUUUGGAAACCAAGCUGUUCCUCUAUAUCUAUCAGAAAUGGCACCUGCAAAAAUCAGAGGAGCAGUGAACCAACUCUUCCAACUAACAACAUGUUUAGGAAUUUUGGUUGCUAACCUUGUGAAUUAUGGAACUGAGAAACUUCAUCCAUGGGGAUGGAGAUUAUCCUUAGGUUUAGCUACAGUUCCGGCAACACUCAUGUUCGUUGGAGGAAUUUUCUGUCCCGAAACACCAAACAGUCUUGUAGAACAAGGCAGAAUCGACGAAGGAAGAGUGGUGUUGGAGAAAAUUAGGGGAACUAGGAAUGUUGAUGCUGAAUUUGAUGAUCUUCUUGAGGCUAGCAAUGAGGCAAAAUCAAUUAAGAAUCCAUUCCAGAAUCUACUUUUGAGAAAGAAUAGACCUCAAUUCAUUAUUGGUGCAUUGUGUAUUCCAGCAUUCCAACAGUUAACUGGAAAUAACUCCAUUUUGUUCUAUGCUCCUGUCAUUUUUCAGACAAUCGGAUUCGGAUCUGGCGCAUCUUUGUAUUCAUCUGUUAUUACAAGUGUAGCACUUGUUCUUGCUACACUCAUCUCAAUGGCUUUAGUUGACAAGUUUGGAAGAAGAGCUUUCUUUAUAGAAGCUGGUAUUGAAAUGACAUUAUGCAUGGUUGCUACAGCUAUAGUUUUGGCUGUUUGUUUUGGAAAUGGAAAAAAACUAUCAUUUGAAGUUGCUAUCUUUCUAGUCAUAGAGAUUUUCCUAUUUGUUUUGGCAUACGGAAGAUCUUGGGGUCCAUUAGGAUGGUUGGUUCCUAGUGAGCUAUUUCCAUUAGAGAUAAGGUCAGCUGCACAAAGUGUUGUCGUGUGCGUCAACAUGAUCUUCACUGCCAUUGUGGCACAGUUCUUCCUUGUGUCACUUUGCCACCUCAAAUACGGAAUCUUCUUGCUCUUUGCCGCAUUGAUUACCCUUAUGAGUUGUUUUGUCUACUUCUUCCUGCCAGAAACAAAGCAAGUUCCAAUUGAAGAGAUUUAUCUUCUAUUUGAGAAGCAUUGGUUCUGGAAGAAAGUGAUCAAGGAAGAAAACAAUGGGACUGCAACAAAUGCAUAAGCCAAAAUAUCGAAUUUUGUUUCUUCAUAAAUUUUUUUAUAGGCAAAUGUUUGUUGUUCAAGUUAGGGAGUGGAGGAAUCUCUUAGCAACAGAGAUCGAAUCUCAGACCUCCUGCAUAAUACUCCUUCGGCAUCUCAACCCAUUCACUACACCAUUGAGAACUUUUUCCUUCCGAUUUUAAAUAAGAAAUGUUGCUAUUUUCUUCACGUGUUGAUACUCUUUUGUUCAUAUGUUGAUGUUCUUUUCAAUGAAGAAUUUACUU
Molecule: messenger RNA, 1792 nt
Organism: Trifolium pratense (red clover)
Lineage: Eukaryota; Viridiplantae; Streptophyta; Magnoliopsida; Fabales; Fabaceae
Product: sugar transport protein 14-like
Exons: 4
Coding region: 1-1530 (509 amino acids)
Biological process (GO): monosaccharide transmembrane transport
Cellular component (GO): membrane
Molecular function (GO): monosaccharide transmembrane transporter activity
Source: RefSeq, a predicted model, not a curated record